This is a messenger RNA of Parasteatoda tepidariorum (common house spider), 1246 nucleotides long. RefSeq names its product calcium homeostasis modulator protein. Gene Ontology annotation, cellular component: plasma membrane. The record is from RefSeq and is a predicted model, not a curated record. Gene Ontology annotation, molecular function: monoatomic cation channel activity. Lineage: Eukaryota; Metazoa; Arthropoda; Arachnida; Araneae; Theridiidae.
CAGAGGAAAACAGGAUGAGAGUAAAAAGGUCAACAUUGUAUAGGCCACAGCUACAAGCUAUCGUUAUAGUACUAAGUUGCUUCCUGAAAUUCAGUUUCACUUUCACUUAAGGAUCUCAGAAGCUUACUUUCAUCCUUACUCCAUCCUUGGACAUUACUCCGUUGGACAUUCCACACUGACCUUGAUUUUUAAAUACUAUUCGUAUUCUGAACUAACGAGAAGACUUUUUGAGAAGGCAAAAAUGGGAGUAGCAGCUAUUUGGACAAAAGUAACAUCCAUCUCAAGGAGUUUUUCGAAUAUUUUUGAAACUCAUCUUUUUACAGUAGCGAAUAUAAUUGGUGUGGUUCUUGCCUUUGGAUCGGAGUAUCUCAUAGAAGAGAAUGGCCUUUUUUCCUGUCCCUGCAUUAAAGAAUUAGCAUACGCUUAUGGUCUCUCUUUCAUCUUUGGAGGUUUUGCACUUUUUUGGCUGCUAGGUCUUAUAGUUUACGCCCAAACAUGGAAAGCUUGUCAUGGUUGUUAUCAUGUGUCUUGUAGUAAACAAGUCUGUUGCUUUUAUUUUAUUUCUUUCAUCACUGUUUGUUGUAAAACAAUGAUUGUUCCUGUCGCAUGGAUCUUUGCGAUAGUUUUGGAUGGCGACUAUAUAGCGUGCAUGAUGGCAGAUAUGUGCACGGUAGAGAGUGAAGAUUAUCAAAAGUUUAAGAAACUAUCGCAACAUUAUGGUUUGUGGGCUUUGUGUGGUCUCUUUGCUGUAGUUUGCUUUAUCCGGAGCUGUGCGGCAUGUUGCAAUAGUGACAGCUACUUGCACUACACCUUCUCAAAAGCGUACAGAAAAGUUGAAGAAGAGGCUCUCUUUAACAGCAAAUCUGAAACAGUAGACGGUCUAGCAAAAGAAGUAGUGAGAAAUUUCUUGCAGAAAAAAGAUUUGAAGGAAGAAGAUUGGAGAUCAGCAACAGACGAGAAUCAGGAUCUUGGAUUAUUUUUUUCCCCUCUUCACAAGCUCGUUGAGAAUAAAAAAUCUGCAGGGAUACCUUUACUUCCGAUUCCGGAAGUCAAACCUGAAGAAAAAAAAGCUACAGACAGUUCUACUGUCCAAGUCCAAGUAGAAUGACCAAGUACAAUUUAAUUGUUUUGGUGAAUAUUUCUUGGACACACUCAAUGCAUACCAGUUUCUUAAAUAUUAAUCAUCAAUUAAACUUCAGUCCUGCAGAUUGUAACACAAUUGGAAAUAAAAUCAUUUCAUUUAUUA